Arabis nemorensis is the source of this 2217-nucleotide messenger RNA. NCBI's taxonomy places the organism in Eukaryota, Viridiplantae, Streptophyta, Magnoliopsida, Brassicales, Brassicaceae. The record is from the annotation of a GenBank genome assembly.
AUGGCCAAAGGGGCAGCUUCCUUUAGUCUCUUCUCAUGUCUCUUUGCUUUGUUCUUGAUCAGUUCAGUCUCAGCAGUCACAGAUGAUCCUCAAGAUAAACAAGUGUAUGUUGUGUACAUGGGUUCACUUCCGUCUCGAGUGGAAUACACGCCAAUGUCUCAUCACACGAGUAUUCUUCAAGAGGUCACCGGAGAAAGUUCAAUCGGAGGUCGCCUAGUGAGAAGUUACAAGAGGAGUUUCAACGGUUUUGCGGCCCGACUCACAGAGGCAGAACGGGAACGAGUAGCCGAAAUGGAGGGAGUUGUGUCUGUGUUCCCGAACAAGAACUACAAAAUCCAAACGACUAGGUCUUGGGAUUUCAUGGGGUUAAAGGAAGGAAAGAAUACAAAACGAAACUUGGCCGUGGAGAGUGAUACUAUUGUCGGAGUCAUCGACACUGGGAUUUGGCCUGAAUCCGAGAGCUUCUCCGAUAAAGGCUUUGGCCCUCCUCCCAAGAAAUGGAAAGGUGUUUGUUCCGGCGGCAAAAACUUUACCUGCAACAACAAAUUAAUAGGUGCAAGAGACUACACAGGGGGAGGUGUUAGGGACUCUAUUGGACACGGUACACAUACAGCGUCCAUCGCAACUGGAAAUGCUGUUGCGGACAUAAGCUUCUUUGGAAUCGGCAAUGGAACGGUGAGAGGUGCCGUUCCAGCCUCUAGAAUUGCAGCUUACAAUGUCUGCCUCAGAAAAGGUUGUACGUCAGAAGCUAUACUAUCUGCGUUUGAUGAUGCGAUUGCCGACGGUGUUGACCUCAUCACUCUAUCUAUCGAUGGAUAUACAUUCCCCUUCGAACAGGAACCGACCGCGAUUGGGGCUUUUCAUGCUAUGGCCAAGGGAAUCCUUACUGUGAACUCGGCUGAUAACAGCGGUCCGACUCCGGGCUUAAUCUCGAGCGUAGCACCUUGGAUUUUUUCCGUUGGAGCCAGCACCACGAAUCGUGGGUUUGUCAACAAAGUUGUUCUCGGUAACGGCAAGACACUUGUGGGGAAAUCAGUGAAUGCUUUUGAUCUGAAAGGAAAGAAGUACCCACUAGUGUACGGAAAAUCUGCUGCUUUGCCUACCUGUGACACAGAAUCUGCCAAGCAAUGUUUAGAAAGGUGUCUAGACGAAUCUCUAGUGAAAGGGAACAUCUUGGUUUGCGAUAAUUAUGAUGGUCUGAAAAUAGCUCAUUCAAUGGGAGCUGUUGCAUCCAUUUUUGUAAACCCUGAAGACUAUGCAGCCGUCCACGUUUUGCCCUUCUCUGCUCUAUCACAAGAUGACUUUGCCUCUCUCGUCUCUUACAUUAACUCCACAAAGUCUCCAGAAGCGGCUGUUCUAACAACUGAGACAAUCUUUAAUCAGACAGCUCCUAAAGUUGUUUCCUUCUCUGCCCGCGGUCCAAACGCCAUUGCUUCUGAUAUUCUCAAGCCAGAUAUAACAGCACCAGGAGUGGAGAUCCUCUCUGCCUAUCCACCUGUGGCUUCACUUAUACCACCGUAUAAAAAAGAGAACGACACCAGACAUGUAAACUACACUGUACUGGCCGGAACUUCGAUAGCAUGUCCACACGUUGCAGGCGCGGCUGCGUAUGUCAAGACUUUUCACCCUGAAUGGUCUCCUUCCAUGAUUAAAUCUGCCAUCAUGACAACCGCUUGGCUGAUGAAUGCUACUGGAACUGGCUUUGCAUCGACCGAGUUUUCUUAUGGAGCCGGCCAUGUCGACCCAGUGGCUGCUGUUAAUCCCGGACUCGUCUAUGAAUCGACCAAAUCAGACCACAUCGCCUUUCUCUGUGGCAUGAACUUGAAUGCAACAGCCCUGAAACUCAUUUCCGGUGAAGCCAUCACUUGCACGGAGAAAAUCUUACAAAGAAACCUCAACUAUCCUUCCAUGUCGGCUAAAAUAACGGGAAAUAAUAGCUCUUUCACCAUCACUUUCAUCAGAACCGUCACUAAUGUCGGUGCCCCCAACUCGACAUACAAAUCAAAGGUACUCGCAGGUCACGAAUCUAAACUCAGCGUAAAGGUCUCACCUAGUGUUCUAUCAAUGAAGUCGGUGAACGAGAAGCAAUCUUUCACAGUGACUGUUUCAGGCAGCAAUCUCAACCCAAAACUGCCUUCAUCUGCAAACCUAAUCUGGUUUGAUGGCACCCAUAAAGUGAGAAGCCCCAUUGUUGUGUAUACGGAUGGUUACAAAUGA